Symbiodinium sp. CCMP2592 is the source of this 873-nucleotide messenger RNA. The record is from the annotation of a GenBank genome assembly. NCBI's taxonomy places the organism in Eukaryota, Dinophyceae, Suessiales, Symbiodiniaceae.
AUGUCUGGUGCCAUGAUUCCGGUUGCUUCUCCCAUGCCUUCGAGGGCAGUCACUCCAAAAUCAGUUGCCACCAGGAAGAGCCUCAAAGUGGCAACGCAUGGAGGCGAUCUUGACCUCGAAGAGUUUAUUCUUGCGACCGCUUCGAUGCCGGUGGCCUCACUCAGAGGGGGCAAAGAUGGCCGUGUUGGGCUGCCACCCUGCCGCGGGGCCCACUUGAAAAGUCCCGACCCAGAGGAAAUGACCUCAAGCAAGAAUCUGGGUCGGUACGCGACUCCCUCAUGCGGAGUCAACAAGACCAAGAGCACAGGAUCACAAGCACCUCGGCGACACUCCGACGCGCCCAAACCUGCAGGCCUGUCUCCUUCGCCGCCCACUUCACCGCACAGUGGACGACCUCGAGGAUCAGUAAAAAGGUCGCCUACAGCCCAAGCAGUGGAGGUCAAGAACCUCAGUACGCAGAAGCUCGGGGUCAUUCUCCGAAGAGAGAAAGAUCCUCGGGAUCCAUCCGAUGGAAACCCAGAUGAUGAUGAGUCCGGCGACCUUGGGAUGGCGAUGACCAAAGCCAAGUCGGAGGUGCCAAGGUCGUUUCGCGAUGAUGACCAGCCGGAGGUGGAGGUAACAAAGAUGCCGAGCAAGCAGGAGCAGCUGGUUUCCAGGCUGCUCCACUCCGACGAGCCGGAGACAAAGCAGGUUGCUGUGAGUCGAACAGACGGCUGUGCGCUUGAAGGCAGCUUCUGUGACCAGAAGAAGACCAAGAAGAGGCUAGAUGGGCGCCGCCGGUCACGGGAAUUGCAGGCCCUCUUAAACUCCAUGGAAAACCAAGAUGGAACGACGGCAGUGGAGAACGAAGUGCCUAAUGACGCCAGCGGCUGA